UGGCCGCACGCCGUCCAGUUUGAACCAGUUUCAACUGGUUUUUGCUGGCUCCGUCAUCAUUUCGCGCGCGCAUGACGAACUGUCAAAGAUACGUUAAAAAGUGUAAUACACCCUGUAUAUAAAUUAUGAUUAAGUAUAAAAUUGAACUUUAAUUUUAGUGAGUGUAAUAUACAACUUUGAAGUUGGUUUCUUGUUAGUUUAACGUCGCAGUUGUUUUAAUGUAGUUGCUUAAAUAAACUUUGUAAAUAUAAGUGUGUAUUUAUGUAAGUGAUUUAUUAAUGGUUAAUGGAUUUUAAAAGCUCAGAACAUGAAAACGUGAAGGUGUGGAAAAAAUAUAUCCAAAUGUAAUCGUGAAGAUUUUGUGCGGUGUUCGGCAGUCGUGUAGUGUAAAAAUGUAAAAUGGAGAGUUCUAUGCGGGCGAGUCCAACUCGAGUCUUGUCCCUGUGGACUUUGCUGCUCGGAUGCUGUAAUAUUGCAGGUCUCCGGCCGACACCGAGUGUCAUAGCGGACUCCCUAGACAUAGUGAAAGUGUCAGCGGUGUCAGGCGGCGACGCGACACUGCCUUGCGACACUCGCUCUACACAGGCGUCUGAUGUGCUGUUACUCGUCGUUUGGUAUAAGAAUGAUGUACCUUUGUAUAGUUACGACGGCCGUAUAAAAGGGCCUUCAGCACAUUGGGCAGACGACGUGCUGGGAGGGAGGGCGCGGUGGCACUCGGCUAGUCCGGCGUCCCUCAGAAUCCGUGACGUCAUACCUACUGAUCGAGCCAUGUAUCGCUGCAGGGUAGACUUCAAAAUAUCGCCCACGAGAAACCAUAAGAUCUUGUUGGAUGUUAUUGAGUUACCAGAAAAGCCGAAGAUUUUCGACGAGUUUGACAAAGAGGUGGUCGGAGUGGCCGGCCCUUAUAUAGAAGACACAAGUUUAAAGCUUACCUGUGUUGUAAGUGGAGGUAAACCAAUGCCUCGCAUUCGCUGGUGGCGCGACGACAAAGUCAUAGCGACCGUCGCACCAGUGGACGACGAGUCGCGCAUCAGUCUACUAGAGCUGAGGAUACCGAAGCUCUCGAGGGACUACUUCGAAGCAGUUUACACUUGCACGGCAGACAAUACCGUGCUCGUCCCGCCUUUGAGGGUCAAUGUGCAGAUACAAUUGUAUUUGCGACCACUGUUCGUGGAGAUCCUAGCUCGGGAGCAGCCACUAUCAGUGGGGCAGGCAGCGGAGCUCGCGUGCAGGGCAGUCGGAGCCAGGCCUCCGGCCGUCAUCACGUGGUGGAUGGACGAACGGCAGAUGUCCGUCGCCGCUAUACAGAAGAAUUCAGACGACAAAAACGAGACUAUAUCGUACCUUCGCUGGACGCCUCGAAUGGAUCAAGAUGGCCGCACGCUCACCUGCAGAGCGGCGCACGUCAAACUAGAACACACGACGAUAGAAACUAGUGUCACGCUCAAUUUGCACUAUGUUCCAAUAGUGACUCUUCAGUUGGGCUCCAAAAUGAACCCGAAUGACAUAGAAGAGGGUGAUGACGUGUACUUUGAAUGCAUGGUGCGUUCCAACCCUCCAGCUUAUAAAGUUGUUUGGGAACAUAAUGGCCAAAUCAUGACGCAUAACCAGCGGGCCGGCGUCAUAGCAGGCUCAGCGAACCUCGCCUUACAAGGCGUGAACAGAAGUCAAGCGGGGAAGUAUGCCUGUACUGCCUCUAAUGUAGAGGGUGACGGGAAGUCCCUGCCUGUUAACCUACAAGUUAUUUAUAAGCCAGUAUGUCUAGCUACAUCAGUGGCUAUAGUUGGUGCUGCGAUCAAUGAACCAACCAAAGUAACAUGCGAAGUGGACGCCUUCCCACCGCCGAAGAACUUCCAGUGGACGCUCAAUAAUUCCAUGGGAACUUCGGAAAUUGAGCCCGAUAAAUUUAUUUUGAAUGGAGUGGGGAGGUCGGUGCUGUUUUAUACUCCUGCUUCGGAGAAGGACUAUGGGUCUCUGGCCUGUAGAGCGACGAACCUUGCUGGUCAGCAAGUGGAACCGUGUAGAUACUCUUUACUGCCAGCAGUGAGACCAGACCCGUUGAACAACUGUUCUACUGUCAACCUGACUGAUGAUUCCGCAGAAAUACGAUGUGUGGCUGGUUAUGACGGUGGUCUCCAAACAUCGUAUUUCGUGGAAGUAUGGGAGUCUAAGAAUUUAGUAGCGAAUGUGUCCACUGCGCUACCUGCGUGGAUACUCCGAGGUUUGGGCUCAGGCAAGAGUCUGAAGCUGGUGUUCUACGCGUCGAAUGCCAGAGGAAGGUCAGAGACUGUCGUCAUGAGGAUCAAUACUCUGACGCGGCUUGCUUUACAUACAGAAGCGAACUCCGGCAAAGCCGUAAGCGUAGACGCUAGCUGGGCGCUAGGAGUAAUUGCUGGUAUUGCUGGCACACUCGUCGCCAUAGUGGUUAUUGCUCUUCUGGCGAGGAGAAGACACCAUCCACCUAUGCAGUAUGAAGCUCCUAUGCAGACGGUGAAGGCGUACAAAGGCGCGAUACAAAGCACCAACCAUUCUCCGGUACAGCCUGACGAUAAAAAUCCUGAUGUGGUACCUCUGGGUAAAGGUAAUAUAGAUUUUAACAAUGGUCGUGACUUGGAGCGACCUCCUGAGCCCCCGCCUUACGGGGCCGUCAUAUCUCCUCCUGUGGGGUCCUCGCGAAGCUCUAACAGUCUUCAUCAUCAUGACAUGAGGCCUGUCACACCGCACACACCAAUAACUCCUGCUUCGGAUGCCCAUAGUAUCGGAACCUUGGCAGAAGACCGCAGAAGUGUGACAAGCGGUACAUUUUCUAGACGGAGAGAAGUGGUGACAACUAGAACCCCGUUGUUAGCAAAUGCCAGGGAAAGUUGCGUCUAGUGUAAACUACUAUUUAGUAAGAAUUUACGCUGAAGGGAACAUGUUACUAUUUUAUUUUCUAGAAUAUUUUUUUACUAUUUAGGAUUAGGUCUGUGAUACGGCUUAACGUAUAUUUCGGGUGCGGUGGAUUGAUUUUUUUUUCUAUUUUUGUGAAAUGUGUAAAAAUAUUUUCGAGUUUUUAAUUAAAGGAUUGGGUUUUAAUAUUU
Messenger RNA from Helicoverpa armigera (cotton bollworm), 3080 nucleotides. Its product is annotated as hemicentin-1. NCBI's taxonomy places the organism in Eukaryota, Metazoa, Arthropoda, Insecta, Lepidoptera, Noctuidae. The coding region runs from base 400 to 2874 and encodes 824 amino acids. The record is from RefSeq and is a predicted model, not a curated record. The transcript has 17 exons.